AUGAUCAUGAGUAUGAGUGUCCGUGGCCUAGCGUUAAGGUCUGCUUCUAAAUCGCUGUUGAAUCAAGGCAUUCGCCGUUCUCCGGUCGUGGUCGGAGCUCGUUAUAUGUCUUCCACUCCAGAGAAACAGACUGAUCCAAAGACAAAGGCCAAUUCUAUCAUUAAUGCUAUUCCAGGUAACAAUAUCUUAACGAAAACUGGGGUUUUAGGGACUUCGGCUGCUGCCGUCAUUUAUGCCAUCUCCAAUGAAUUGUAUGUUGUCAAUGAUGAAAGUAUUCUUUUGCUAACUUUCUUGGGUUUCACUGGUUUGGUUGCAAAGUAUCUGGCCCCAGCAUACAAGGAUUUCGCAGAUUCAAGAAUGAAAAAGGUUUCCGAAAUCUUAAACGCUUCAAGAAACAAGCAUGUUGAAGCCGUUAAAGACAGAAUUGGAUCUGUCUCUGAAUUACAAAAUGUUGCUGAAACAACAAAAGUGUUGUUUGAUGUUUCCAAAGAAACUGUCGAGCUCGAAAGUGAAGCUUUCGAAUUGAGACAAAAAGUAGAGUUGGCUCACGAAGCAAAAUCCGUCUUGGAUUCAUGGGUUAGAUACGAAUCUUCCUUACGCCAAUUGGAACAAAGACAGUUGACAGCUUCUGUCAUUGCUAAAGUCGAGUCCGAACUAGGAAAUCCAAAAUUCCAAGAUAAAGUUUUGCAACAAUCCAUCACUGAAAUUGAACAACUACUUUCCAAGUUAAAGUAA
Messenger RNA from Saccharomyces eubayanus, 735 nucleotides. RefSeq names its product F1F0 ATP synthase subunit 4 (gene ATP4). Gene Ontology annotation, molecular function: proton transmembrane transporter activity. NCBI's taxonomy places the organism in Eukaryota, Fungi, Ascomycota, Saccharomycetes, Saccharomycetales, Saccharomycetaceae. Bases 1 to 735 code for a protein of 244 amino acids. The record is from RefSeq and is a predicted model, not a curated record. Gene Ontology annotation, biological process: proton motive force-driven ATP synthesis. The transcript has a single exon.